Molecule: messenger RNA, 2286 nt
Organism: Triticum turgidum subsp. durum (durum wheat)
Lineage: Eukaryota; Viridiplantae; Streptophyta; Magnoliopsida; Poales; Poaceae
Source: the annotation of a GenBank genome assembly
AUGGCUGCAAUCAUGUUAUGCACGUGCAGCGGGGACCAAUCGAAGUUUGAAGAGAUGCCCCGAUCACCGGAAUCUCUCGCAACACGGGAUUUCUCAGCAAGUGGUUCUUGUUCGAGACCAGGAAAACGAGAAGCAACGCCUGAUGAUAGCCAAGUGAAUGAAGUGGAAUCGGACUUAAGAGAGACUCUUUCGCUAAAUUAUGAGGAGGCCCGGGCAUUGCUGGGUAGACUGGAGUAUCAGAGAGGAAACUUUGAUGCAGCAUUGCAAGUCCUUCAGGGCAUUGAUAUAAGAAGCCUCAAACCACGAAUGACCAGUGCUGUUACUGAAAGUGCCAAGCCUAAAGUUUCUCCACGUUCUUCAAGACGGAAAACCUCACAAGUGAAUGGAAUGCUAGUGCAUAUGUCAAUGCAUUCUGUAAGUUUGCUUCUGGAAGCCAUAUUGCUUAAAGCGAGAUCUUUGGAAAGACUUGGUAGAGUGACAGAUGCUGCAGAAGAAUGCAGAACCAUCAUAGAUAUUGUAGAGUCUGCAUGGCCGGAUGGUGUUCCUGAAGGUACUUCCGAAGACUGUAAGUUGAUAGACAUGUUCCACUCGGCUCUAGAAUAUCUUCCUAACCUAUGGAUGAGAAGUGGUUGUUUUGAGGAGGCCAUAACUGCAUAUCGGAGAGCUCUUGCAAGGCCCUGGAAUUUGGAUUCUCAAAGGUCCGCCAACUUACAAAAAGACUUAGCGGUGACUCUACUGUACUGUGGUAUUGAAGUGAAGUCUCCUCAAGAGUUCAGUCAGCAACGGAACUUGGCAACCCCGGAGAACAACAUCGAGGAAGCAAUUUUGCUGCUGUUUGUACUUAUCAGAAAGCUAACCUUCCAAGAAAUAAAGUGGGAUCCUGAUCUCGUGAACCAUUUGAUGUACGCACUGUCAUUGUCUGGUCAUUAUGAAGUCUUGGCCAGGCAUCUAGAGAUGUUGUUACCUGGAACCUAUAGCAGAUCAGAAAGAUGGUACGUUCUCGCGCUUUGCUACAGUGCAGCUGGCAUGGAUGAUAGUGCCUUAAAUAUCAUAAGGAAUGGUUUCCGUGUGUUAGAAAGGAAGGGGAAACCUCAUAUUCCAUCUCUUCUUCUAGGAGCCAAACUAUGUUGUAAGAACCCAAAGCAUGCUUCUGAAGGAAUAAAAUUUGCAAAUAAAGCCAGGGAGUCAUUCAGAAGUCAUGAUAUGCAUUUCAUCAGUGCUGUGAAUCAUUUCCUUGGUGUUUGUUAUGGACCUUUUGCUAGGUCAUCCACUUCUCACACAGAAAAAAUGAGAUUGCAAGAUGAUGCACUGAGGCUGUUGCAGGAUGCUGCGGCAACGGCGAAGUAUAAUCCUGAAAUACUGUACAGCCUUGCUUGGGAAAAUGCAAUGCAGCGCAAACUGAAUGCAGCCAUUGAAAGUGCAGCGGAAUGUCUCGAAAUGGUGACAGGAAGUUCAGUGAGUACCUGGAAGCUGUUGAUUCUAGUGUUAUCUGCACAGCAGAAUUUGGAAGAAGCUGAAUCAGUAGCUGAUAUUGCACUAGAUGAGGCUGAGCAAGAGGAUCAAAUGGGUAUUUUGAGGCUAAAAGCACUAAUUCAGUCCUCCCGUGGACAAUUCAAGUCUGCUGUGGAAUCUUUUAGGAUUUUGCUUGCAAUCAUUCAAGCAAAGAAGGAAAUCUGGAAAUUGACCCCUUAUGAUAAGGUUAAAUCCCUGCAUGAGUUAGAGAUGGAAGCAUGGUUAGAUUUGGCAUCAAUAUACACAAAGCUUGAAGCAUGGAAUGACUCAAACAUCUGUCUUGACAAAGCAAAAUCCAUUGAUUUCUUAUCUCCAAAGUGCUGGCAUGUCAAAGAUAUUAAGAUUUCCAAAAGAACAUUGUAUUUAUUUGCUAUCAUCUUCGAGUUCUGGCUCAGUCAUACAAUUGAGGUUGAUAUUACCUGCAUGUGCUUAAGUAAUGGCCUGAUACUGGAGGCCCAGUCCUUGCACCAAGAAGCCCUCGAGGCAUUCUCAUUCUCCCUCUCCAUCAAUCCAGACUAUGUCCCUAGCAUGGUUUCUAUGGCAAGCAUUCUAAGAACUCUUGGAGCGAAAUCAUCGUCAAUCGCGAGAACUUUCCUUCGCAGCGCCACCCGCUUAGAGCCAACAAACCAUCAAGCCUGGAUGGGGCUCGGACUCGUCCUGAAAUCUGAAGGAUCGGUGCUUGAGGCCGCUGACUGCUUCCAGGCAGCUUACGAGCUCCUAGAGUUGUCACCUAUUCAGGAUUUCUCCGAGCAACUGCCCAUCUUGCUGCAGUAG